This is a messenger RNA of Rhagoletis pomonella (apple maggot), 2257 nucleotides long. Its product is annotated as transmembrane protein 47-like. The transcript is spliced from 6 exons. Gene Ontology annotation, cellular component: membrane; cell-cell junction. The record is from RefSeq and is a predicted model, not a curated record. Lineage: Eukaryota; Metazoa; Arthropoda; Insecta; Diptera; Tephritidae. Bases 324 to 1160 code for a protein of 278 amino acids. Gene Ontology annotation, biological process: cell-cell adhesion.
GUGCAUUAAGUUAUAUGUGUAAAAUUUGCAAAAAUGACAUUGAAAAGUAGCGAAUUGCAGUGAUACUGUCGCCAUUUUGGUGUGUAUGUGCGUGUGGAUGGAUGUGUGAUUCAAAAUAGACAAUUUCGAAGGGGAAAGGAGAAAUCAAGGCUCAAGGAACAAUCUGCGAAAAUAUUUUUUAGAUAAAAGAGAAAGUGCUAAAUUGUUUUUUAAUUUACAUAUUUGUAUUGAUGAUAAAAUAUCAAAUUUGUGGAAAACAUUAACUUUCCUAUCGUUUCAAGUGUCUCCGUAUAAGUGCAUAAUUUUGUGUACGAACAACGAAGAUGUCUAGCAGAGACGCAGGUGGAGACAAGUUGGCGCAGCAACAGACACAGCUGAACCAACCACCAAAACAAUCUGUUUUUAGCAAAAAUGCAAUUGCCAACAUAAAUCUGGGUGGAUUUAGUUCCUUCGACAGUGAUUCUCUGCCUGAAUGUUCAGAAUUUGACUCAGAAUCGGUUACUUUGGAUUACUUCAAAGAAAGCUCGCAACGCCCAUCACCAUCAAAAAUGGCGCCCACAACAACAAUUGAAACCAUUACAAUCACAAGGCCAUUGAAGGUCAUUGCAUUUAUAUGUGGUGUCAUCGUUGUCAUACUGAUGAUCAUGGCAUUAGCUUCCACGGACUGGUUAAUGGCUGCUGGCUGGCGUCAGGGUCUCUUUGUGCACUGCAUUGAGGAAGAUGUUGAAUCGCCGCUGCCAUUCAAUCUACAUGAUCCGCCGGGUUGUUAUGCUAGUCGUGAUGUGGCUUACAUCAAAGCCACAGCUGCUCUAUGUAUAAUCACAUUGAUAACUGAUGUGAUUGCCACCAUACUCACUGGCCUGGGUUUGAGAACACAAAAUCACAAUGUCAAAUACAAAUUCUACAGAAUCGCUGUGCUGGUGAUGCUGUUAUCAUUGUUGGCUGUCCUGUCUGCGCUGAUAAUAUAUCCAGUAUGUUUUGCUGGCGAACUCAAUUUGGCGAAUCGGCCAAUUUGGGAAUUUGGUUGGGCCUAUGGUGUUGGCUGGGGUGCAGCUAUCUUCCUAUUCGGCGCCGUUGUGCUACUGCUAUGCGAUAAGGAAUCGGAGGAGAUCUAUUAUAAGGAGAGAAAAAUUGUACAUGAAAACCAUAUGCGCGCCUAGGCCAGGCCGCACGACCUGCCUGACGUCGUUCUUUAGACAUUUAAGUAAAUUAUGCGAUUUCUACUGAUAUAAUACUACUAAACUACUACUAUUACAAAGAACAACAAUAUCUAUAAAUCAGCAAACAAACAACAGUAAAUCGUAAAGUUUAAAAGAUGAACGAGGAAAACAAAAAGUAUACAAAAUUAUAAGUGUGUAAUAUUGUCAUCAUUGCCGCCAAUCAACAUACUAGACAGACAGAAACAACAAUGCUGAAAUUGGAAGAAAGCAGUUUAACUAAUUUAACACAGAAUCCCAACACAUACGAAUACAAAAAACGAAUACAAAAACACAUACAAACAAAGUACAUAUACACGUGCAGCCUUUGUAGAUUGUCAGGUGCUGUAACGUAGCUUUUUUUUUAAAUAUCUUGUGUGAUAAAGCUACAAAAUGUGGUGUAUUUCUCUGUGGAAAUUUGUUGACCGCUAAAUCAAAAAUACUUAGGUGCAUAUCAAAUUCAAAUGUAAAUCAAAACUGAAUUUCGCAAGCGCUAAAACUUGGCAGUAGUUUCGAAUUUUACUGACACGCGUUGACGGCGCCGCCGCGGUUAAGGUGUAAAACACGCAUAUGAUACAUAUUUGAACUUGAAUAGAACACACGAUACACACAAAUACACUCGAAUAUUCACAUACAUACAUAUUUUUUGGCAUGCUAAUGAGCUGAUAUCAUUUGUAUAACCAAUUUUAACAAGUACAUAUAACAACAUAAAUGUAUUCAUGGUGAUCGUAUUUAACCGUUUAGCAUUUCAUAGUUACCUACAAGCAUACUAUAUCUACACAUAUGUAUAUUCAUCUAUAAUCGACGUACAUUGCAAUUAUGCACUUGCAUACAUAUAUAAACACACACAUAAGCAUACUAUGUAUUCAUACAUUUGCCAUUGUCUUCGAAAAUGCAUAGUUGCGCACAGAAAUUGUAUCUCAUAUAUGUAUAUGUAUCUCCUGUAACUUUUUAGUUGACCACCCACUUGACCUAAAAUCAUCUACAUGCAUUCCUUACUUUGUAUUCUUUUGUUUGCUUCUUUAUUGGUGUAACUUCCCACGACAAAAUGUAAAAAAAAA